AUGCAUAACUACAAUGAUAAUAGUUCCAGUAAUUGGCAUACAAUAUUAGAAAAUAUGUAUCAACAUAAGACACAAUCUAAAGAUGCUAAAAAAGAACCCUUUUUAGAAAGUACAAAAGGAACAGAAAAUUUGACCAAGGUUUCUGUAGAAAGUUCUAGUAAGUCACUUGAACCAAACCAGAAUGAUAGACCUAAAGUUAAUGAGCUAGCACAAGAGGAGAGUACAAGUGAAAAAGAGAAUAAUAUUAUAUCAAUAAAUGGAAAUGAAAACUUAGAAAACAUGAUUGAUGAAGAGAGAAAUGUUGAACUUAAUAAUAAUAUGAUACAAGAUUCACAGGUUAUAAUGGAGAAUAUAAAAUAUUUAGAGAUCAACAAAACAACUAAUAUGAACUGUAACGAAACUGAACCCUCAGAUGAUGGAUUCACAACAGUAAUUUACAAGAAACACAAGGUCAAAACUAAGAAUAAUUAA
Cetraspora pellucida is the source of this 471-nucleotide messenger RNA. NCBI's taxonomy places the organism in Eukaryota, Fungi, Glomeromycota, Glomeromycetes, Diversisporales, Gigasporaceae. The record is from the annotation of a GenBank genome assembly.